Molecule: messenger RNA, 1068 nt
Organism: Trematosphaeria pertusa
Lineage: Eukaryota; Fungi; Ascomycota; Dothideomycetes; Pleosporales; Trematosphaeriaceae
Exons: 3
Coding region: 1-1068 (355 amino acids)
Source: RefSeq, a predicted model, not a curated record
AUGAGGCUUCUGAGGUUUCCCACUGCGGUGUCUGGGGUCGCGGCCGUCCUGUUCGCCUUCACGCAUGCGGCUGCCGUCCAUUCCGCGGGCAAUGUCUCAACCUUUGCCCUUGAGGCGGACCCCGGUGAUGGCAAUCUCUGGAAGCGGGUGCCAUAUCCCCCAAUCAGCCAGAGUAAAUGGGUCGAGGCCGUGAAUGAAGGCUGCAGCUUGAUCGCCGCCAUGGGCUCGAGGGAUUCGGUCGCAGUUACGUACUUCCCUGGAAGGACAGGAUCCAUCCAGAGCCCGUUCGUCAAUUACCCAGCGGAUCUCACGAGCUGGGGCUACACAGUCAACGGUGGGGACAUUGCUGAUUUCCGCAUGGGCGCCGGACCUGGUCUGCAACACAUGACCCGUGCUCUCAAUAUAAACUGGAGGAGAGACGAUGAGGGAGGUCCCGUUGUCCCCGCUGCAUGGAAGCACACAACGCAGACAGUACAUGACGGCGUCACGUAUCCCGCAACCAACGCUGUCUUCUCCUCCCUUAUCAAUGUCGACGACGGUGUCCUUGUCGGCUGGCAGAAGUUUGGUCCCGCAUACAUGGCUCGGAUGUACCAGAUUCCUACGGUGCCAAGGCUGAAGAACUGGGGCGAGGUCGUCUUCCUCGAUUGGAUGGAGGUCGCUCGGCGCCGGCAGAAGGACAUCUCGAACAUCAAGUACAUUGUCUCGGCCGACAUAGCGAACGCCGAAACGGGACAAAUUCUGCAGCGUAUCUUGGGCGUGAACGACGUCAAGGCCAACUGUCGCAGGUUCUAUCGGUGGAAUCGUCGCCGCGAGUUUAACAUGGACACCGAGGAGGGCAGGGCGCUGUUGAGUUCACCGAACGGACGGGGCGCCGCCAUCUUCCUCAUCAUGCAUAAGAAUACGUUCGGGGAGAAGACGACUAUUUCGAAAGUGACGGUAUGGUGUGGGUAUGUCAGCUCAUAUGAGGUACACAUGAUGUUCACCGUCCAAAAGCAGCCUGACGAUGAGGAUGAGGAAAUGGAAGGCGCCGAAGGGAACCCCGAUGGUUGGGGAGACUUUCAGCAAUGA